Molecule: messenger RNA, 306 nt
Organism: Macrosiphum euphorbiae (potato aphid)
Lineage: Eukaryota; Metazoa; Arthropoda; Insecta; Hemiptera; Aphididae
Source: the annotation of a GenBank genome assembly
AUGAAUGAAGAAAUACAGGAAUUAAAUAUACUUAUAAAAACAUUGCCAGUUUCUACUGCAGAAUGCGAACGGGGAUUCAGUUUAAUGAAUAUAAUAUGCUCUGAUCUAAGAUCUAAAUUGACAAUAAAAAAUAUAGCAAAUCUUAUGUUUAUAAAUAUAAAUGGGCCACCUCUUAGUAUAUGGAACCCAACCAAAUAUGUUGGAAGCUGGCUGUUGCAGCACAGAUCAGCCGAUGAUAACCGUUCAAGGAAAGUGGAGCCAUUAGAAGAACAAACAGACAAAAAAUCACUGUGGAAAAUUUUAUAA